AUGUCGGAUUCCGGCCGGGGGCGGAACGGCGGUGGGAACGGGCCGAGGGCCCGGUGGCGAAGGGGUGCAGGGGCGGCCCGGGGGGAGCGAGGCCUGCGCGAGCAGCGCGGCCGCCUCGGAGGCGCAGGGGGUGCGGCCGUCCCCCCGCAGCGCGCUCCCCGGGGCGCCAUCUUGGCUCGCUCCUGCGCCUUCAGGAACGCGCGGCGGCGCUCCCGGGCCGGGCCGCGGGCCCGCACUCACCUGCGGACGGGCGGCGGCGCGGGUAGGACUUGGACAGGGCGAGGCUGCCAGGGUACCGGGCGUCCUCGCGGCUCGGCUCGCAGCCUCACUCCACUCCGCGAUAGCGGCUCCGCGGCAGCUCCACCGGAAACGAGCCGACCGCAGCCAAUCAGCGCUCGGCUGCUGACGUCAAUGCGCCUCGCUCUGGCCAGAGCGGUUGCCUUGGCAACCUUAAAGGUGCGGGCGCCUGGCUGCCUCCUCCCUCUACCCUUAAGCGGUCGACGUCUAUCUAGCUGGAGUGGUUCUCGUGCCCAGCAUCUAUCCAUCUUAUCUUGUGGAGAAUGCCCAGCCCGUUCCUCGCUCCCAUCUUUUUCUUCUAUUCCCGCUAACCUGUUUUCUGUCUCCUUGUUGUUUUUAACUUGCCUCUUCCUUACCAGAUGUAGGGCUCCUCUGGAUUGUUCCGUUGAUCAGAGAUUCGGCCUCUCCUUGAGUUCCACUCAGGCCCUCUCGUCUGCCUCCCUCCACGCCUCUGCCUUUUCUCCCUCCCUUCAACCCCUCCUCCGGCCCACGUGGGGCGUUUCAGUGACAGGCUCUGGAAGAGUAAGAGACCCUAGCGGAUCUGCCAUAGCUGAGCCCAAGCGGAUGCUGGGAUGCUCCUGAUGGACAAAGUGCUCAUCCUGUGUAGGCCCCGCGAUACCCGGAGCUCUGGACGGUCAUCCGGUCCAAGAAAUCCGAGCCCUCAUCAGGCCUCUGUUUGGCAAAUCUGACCGCUGUCUCCUAGAGUGAGCUGCCAUCAGUGAAGGCCAUACAGUGCCUACAGAGGCACAAGACAUAGGAAAAGACUUACAGGAGGAGACCACCGUCCUCAUAAUGCCCUUUCGUUCUAUCAUGCUGUAGUGUGUGGUGGAAAGUCAUUGACCUCACAGGAAACCUCAGCUUGCAGGAAAAAGUAGGAGAAUUUUGGAGAAAAAGAUGACCUCGUUAUUCCUUCAGCCAACUUUACCCCAUAAAUAUCUGAAAUUGAAAGCAGGGGAGACAAUUUUAGACAUAGGAAGUUAAAUGAAUAGAGUGGGCCUAAAUAAAUACAUAAAUAAAUUAGCCACUUGCUUUGUAUGGGUCUGAGUGGCUGCAACUUUUUAACAGCCUUGUCAUGUAUGUUCUAGGGUAGUGUGUGUAGAAAAUAUCAUGGAUUUCACACUUACUACCAAAAGAAAGGCUACAAUAUCUCCUGCAUAAUUUUCAUAUUGAUCUCUGGUUAAGAUACGCGGGUUAAAUGGUAUUUUUAAAUUUCACCUUUCCAAGCCCGUCUUCAUCCUUGAAUACCCCAGACUACGAUAAGGGCUCUGAAUAUUAGUUAUGAUUAACCCCUGGUAGUCAGAGGAAAGAAGGGGAAAAGAAGAAGGAGGUUCCUCCCUUUGCUACCUCUCCCCAGCAUGUUGACUAUUGGCUUUUUUUUUCCAGAGAUGAGUGGAAUGUAGGAUUAAAGACUUGGUCAUAUAGGAUUUCACCUUCCCCAGUACAAAGAAAGGCUGAUAAAUGCAACCCUAAGCUGGCAAACAGGAGAGGAAAUUUGAUAGCACUCAGCAUGCCUGGUCCUGCUCUGAGGAAAGGAAAAAAAAAAAAAACACUGAAGAUAAAUCUGAGUUUGUUUUC
Molecule: messenger RNA, 1872 nt
Organism: Meriones unguiculatus (Mongolian gerbil)
Lineage: Eukaryota; Metazoa; Chordata; Mammalia; Rodentia; Muridae
Exons: 3
Coding region: 1-879 (292 amino acids)
Source: RefSeq, a predicted model, not a curated record